Messenger RNA from Sphenostylis stenocarpa, 432 nucleotides. NCBI's taxonomy places the organism in Eukaryota, Viridiplantae, Streptophyta, Magnoliopsida, Fabales, Fabaceae. The record is from the annotation of a GenBank genome assembly.
AUGAAUGGAGGGAGACGGUGCAAUGCAAUGCAAGUGAUGAUGGAGAGUUCAAAGGAGGAACACUCUGAUUUAACCAUCUGCUUUGGUCUUAGUGGUCAACUUGUAGUUAAUGCUGAAAAUGACUUACCGAUGAGUGCAGCAUCUGCUAGUCCUUCCGCCGCUCAAAUCCUCUCGCUGUUCCGCUCUCUCCUACGCGUUUCACGAGAUUUCCCCGAUUACAACAUCAGGGAAUACACCAAACGACGGACCAUCGAUGCGUUUCGUCAUAAGGCCGCUCUGUCCGACGCGUCUUUAAUUUCCUCCGCCUAUUCACACGGCAUGUCUCAGCUCGCCGUCGUAAAACGACAGGCCGUUGUGUACUCUCUCUACGCCCCUUCGCUCCGCAGCGUGAUGGAACUACAACAAGCCCCUUCUAAUAGCGGCAAUCUGUAA